GCGACGCGGCUUCUCGAUGGCCAGCCGGCGGCGGAGCAUCGAGCUGGAGCAUUUCGAGGAGAGGGACAAAAGGCAGCACUGGCAGCGCUCGGGCGCCCGCCGGGGUGGGGGCAGCUCCACUUGCAGCAGCAGCUCGGGGCCCAAGGGCAACGGGCUCAUCCCCAGCCCCGCGCACAGCGCCCACUGCAGCUUCUACCGGACGCGCACCCUGCAGGCCCUCAGCUCGGAGAAGAAGGCGAAGAAGGCGCGCUUCUACCGCAACGGGGACAAGUACUUCAAGGGCUUGGUCUACCCCAUCUCCAGCGACCGCUUCCGCUCCUUCGACGCCCUCCUCAUCGAGCUCACCAGGUCCCUGUCGGACAACGUCAACCUGCCCCAGGGAGUUCGCGCCAUCUACACCGUCGACGGCAGUCGCAAGCUGACCAGCCUGGACGAGCUGGUGGACG
Molecule: messenger RNA, 446 nt
Organism: Gekko japonicus
Lineage: Eukaryota; Metazoa; Chordata; Lepidosauria; Squamata; Gekkonidae
Product: serine/threonine-protein kinase DCLK2-like
Exons: 1
Biological process (GO): intracellular signal transduction; photoreceptor cell development; retina development in camera-type eye
Cellular component (GO): axoneme
Source: RefSeq, a predicted model, not a curated record